This is a messenger RNA of Physeter macrocephalus (sperm whale), 2248 nucleotides long. It is a transcript of the gene TMEM263, whose product is annotated as transmembrane protein 263. The transcript has 3 exons. Bases 1107 to 1388 code for a protein of 93 amino acids. The record is from RefSeq and is a predicted model, not a curated record. Lineage: Eukaryota; Metazoa; Chordata; Mammalia; Artiodactyla; Physeteridae.
GAGAUCAUGAACCAGACAGAUAAAAAUCAACAAGAAAUCCCAUCAUACCUUAGUGAUGAACCACCAGAAGACCAUUUCACGAGUAUCCUUUCAUUUGUAAAGAGUUGGGUGAGGCGCAGAGGAAGGAUGGACUAGGUUAUGUCAUGCAUACGAAAACUCACUUCAAGAGGUACUUGAGAUUUGUUGUUAAACUCCUAUUAUUCAUUACAUUAUAAUGGGUAACUCUUGCUUUUUUAAUACAUGGUUUUAGAGUCUGCUUAAUUUAUUUUUUAGUGUGGAAAUUGUGACAUCAGGAAUCAUUUUAUUCUUACCUUUACUUCAAAAAUCUUUGGAAACACUAAAUGCACACAUGUAUGUCCUCACUAUGUACAGACUAGCUGUUUUCUUUAUUUUCUCUCUUUAUUUUUUAGGACUAGAAGUCUAGAGUUUUGAAAAGAAAAGUUAGGGCUCAAUGAGAAAGUUAGGAAGGACUUAUGAGAAAGAAGUCAGGAAAGAGGUAAAGGCUGUCCAGAAGCAUGAUUGUUAAGGAAGAGAACAGCCUCAGGGAUGUCUUUAUAUUGGCAACCUGUUAAAAGUAGUCUGCAAAGUGGAUAAUUUAUAUGGUGGUAAUUAAGAGUACACUGUAAUUUUUAAAAAAGAGUACACUGUAAUUAAGAGAUCAACAGCAUUAGUAUUUAUCUGAUUUCACUAAGAAAAACUGUCUUCAUUAAAUGCAUGUACACCAAAUUUGGCAUAGCAGGAUAAUACUAAUGAGGUAUUCAGCAUGAGGUAGUUAUCUGUUUUACCCUCAAAUCAAGAUUUUCCCCCCUUUUCCUAGUGUUACUAACCUUGAUUACAAAAGAAUGACCACUUAUAUCCUUUCAUCAUAAUUUUAUAAUUAAUAUAUUCAAAUGCUUAUCUAUGUCUUAAGUCUUUUAUUUCAGCUAUUUUAAAAUUUUAUAUUAACUAUGCUUAUUACUCAGUUUCAAUUAAACAGUUGGUUUUAUAAAUUUAGCCAUUGCUGUAUCUUCAUCAGUGAGCUAUUUUGACUAAUCAAUGAGACUUUCUUCCUUGUGAAAGGAUGUAAAAUCUCCAAACAGUGAAAAGAAAAUCUUACUCAAGGUUCAAUGAAAGAUCACCCACAGCAGCAACCAGGCAUGCUGUCCCGUGUGACUGGGGGUAUCUUCAGUGUUACAAAGGGAGCCGUUGGUGCCACCAUUGGUGGUGUGGCUUGGAUUGGUGGAAAGAGUCUGGAGGUGACCAAAACAGCUGUUACAACUGUGCCUUCCAUGGGAAUAGGGCUGGUGAAAGGGGGCGUGUCUGCUGUGGCUGGAGGUGUUACAGCUGUUGGCUCUGCUGUUGUAAACAAAGUGCCCUUAACAGGAAAGAAGAAAGACAAAUCUGACUAAAAUAUGGAGAUACACUUGCUCUCCACAGCAUUAUGAUGCCAGUGGCAUUGAAUUGCUAAAUUAUGGACUACAACCAAGUCACCUGUUUUGGACGUUUAUCUUCUAACUGCUGUGUUGAAAGUAUUGAUGACUGACUGGCGUUUGUCUAAAAAGAAGAGACCAAUACUAGCACAGUGUAUGAAGGUUUCUCAUACUUAAAUUCCAGCUUUUUAUCUGGUAAAAUGUUACACUUAUUCAGUUGUAACUGAAGAUAAGGUAUAUUUGAAUAUUUACUACAUUAAGUCUUUCAGUUUAACUAAAAAUGUGAAAGUUGAAUUUAGUAGAUGAUCUUUACAGUUCCAUAUGUAUAAUGUGCCAGGUAAACUCAUCUGCCCCUUAAGAAGGGAACCUUGACCUACAUAAACGUACCUUUGAUGUGCCUAAUAGUUUCAGAUGUCUUAGUUUUUUUAAUAACCAUAGUUGAUUAGACGAAGAGGCAUUCUUUUCUUAUUUAAGAUGGUAAAAGUAGCAGGAACAAGAGAAGUUUAAAAGAAAAGAUUCAUGGUUUUAUGAGUAUUAACCAUCUUUUGUUAGAUAUGCAUUAUAUUAAUUUAAUCAUUGAUGCCUUACAAAAGAAAACAUCUUUUCUAAUACCCUGAAUAUGUGCAGUUCUUAGGAUUAUUAUUAUAUAUGGAUUCUUUCAAAAGUUGUUUGUGAAAUUAGUUUUCCCUCAAGAAUCUCAGGAUUAGUGGCAUAAAGGCAUUUCUUGCUCUCAGCAGAUAGGAUAGUGUUUGAUAACUGUCAGUAGUUAUAACCAAAUUGUACACUUCAGCCUGGGUUCAUGCUCCAUCAUUAAUAAACCUCACAGUGCCUAAGGGACA